This is a messenger RNA of Apus apus (common swift), 4067 nucleotides long. It is a transcript of the gene EPCIP, whose product is annotated as chromosome 1 C21orf62 homolog. The coding region runs from base 189 to 863 and encodes 224 amino acids. The transcript is spliced from 2 exons. The record is from RefSeq and is a predicted model, not a curated record. NCBI's taxonomy places the organism in Eukaryota, Metazoa, Chordata, Aves, Apodiformes, Apodidae.
GAGGCACUGCCGCCUGCCCCGCGGGCUGACCCUGUUCCCAGCUCCAGCCGAGCAUCCCGGCUCGGCCAAGCGGGAAGUCGGGCGGCGAGGAACCCAUCCGCUGGUAACUGGAGGAAGAUAGGUAAAGCCAACGGUUAUAAUUCACUGAGUAAAAGGAGGCGACGCUCGGCACCUUGGCACCAGUACUAAUGAAGCCAAUAGCCUUCUCUGCUUUCUCCUUUUGGCUGGCUCUCCUUUUGGCUGGCUGCCUCGGCGUACACAUCACUGGCAGUUUUGUGAGAAGUCAGAAGAACCAUACGCUAAUUUUCACCAAGGAAAAUACAAUUCGCAACUGCAGCUGCUCAGCAGAUAUCCGUGAUUGCGAUUACUGCCUGGCAAACUUGAUGUGCAAUUGCAAAACAGUGCUGCCUUCUACCAUGGAAAAAACUACCUACAGUAGCCACCUGACCAUUUGGUUCACAGACACCUCUGUGCUGGAGAUGCUCCUCAACUUCACCAGGGUGUGGGAUUUGAAGCUGUCCUUCUGUGGCACCACUCCUCUCCCCACAGAAUACUUGGCCAUUUGGGGACUUCGAAAGCUCCAGGUAAACAAGGUCAAGGGACGGUUUCCAGAGCAGAGUGUAACUAUCUACAGCAGCAGAAACAACAAAAAAGCAGACUCGUUUGCACUGCACAACAAAGACAGUCAAAUGCUUGUAUAUAUUUCUUUUCUGGAUACCUCGCUUUUCAAUGGCUAUUCUUUGCUAAAGUCGUACAGUGUGGAAAACGUCUCUAGUAUCAUGGAGCACUUUCCCAGCCUGCUAUACUCUGAUGUUUCCCCAACCUCAGAUAACAAGAGAUAUGUUGUAACAUUAAUUUACUGAGUUAUUGAACAUAUUUACUAGUCAGAGGCAUGACAAACUGUUAAGAGACUGAUGGGACUUCUUUAAGUCUGUCUGGUUUGUACAGGAGCUGUUAUGGGAAGGACAGUUCUGACUGGAAUAGCACAAGGAGGUGUUUAAAGUACAACAGACUCAUCAGACCAAUUCAGUAAAUGCUUUUUUAAAGAACAGAGAAAAUGGGAAACAACUGUUUUAGAAAGCAAUGAUGCAAAUUUUUUUUAUAUAUUGUAAGAUAAGAACUGAAAUGCCCCAAAGACAGAAAAUUGCACCUCCAGUUGUAGAAGAACCUGAGCCUCCCAGAGAAUCACUCAGGUUAGAUGGCACCUUGGGUGGUCUCCAGUCCAAUCCUCCUUGCCUCAAGCAGGGCCAGCUCUGGGAUCAGACCAGGCAGCUCAGGAUUUUCUGCAGUCAAGUCUUGAAAAUCCCCCAAAGAUGGAACCUGCACGACCUGCCCCACUGCCUGCCUGUCCUCAUGGGGAAACUUUUUUCCAUGUAUUAACCCCAGCCUUCCUUUCUCCAAGCUGAGUAAGCCCAGUUCCCUCACACUUUUCUCACAGUCACAUGUGCCAGCCCCUGACCAUCUUGGUGGCUCUCCACUGGACCACGUUAAUUGAUCCCUAUCCUUCUUGCUUGGGGCAAGGGGGGAAGAAACUGCAUGCAAUUUAAUCAGUGCCCAGAUGAGGGGAAUAAUCCCUCCCGCCAUUUACUGGCUGUGUCCCUGUCAAUACAGCCUACUGCUGUCAGGUUCAAAGGGUGAGAGGUUGUUACAGGUUACUCCAACUGGGAGUGCUGUGUUGUCCUUGAUCCCUGGUACUUGGUCAGAGCUGGGAACCCUCUGCUUGGGCUCAGUGACAGCCUCUUACGAGAGCAGGGCCGGGCUACGCAGGCAGCCUCCAACCUCAGUGCACCAAGGCAGGUGUGUUUGGAGGAUGGCCAGGAAGCUGUGCUCACUGCCAAGCCAUGGCACACACCAUGGGAAAGCACUGGGCGAGAGGCCACCUGACAGGUGAGACACCAUCUUCACAAAGGUAUUUUUUCCUAGGGAAAGGCCUGUCUCUUGCAUGUUGGGUGUGCCAACGUGUGCAAUUUCCCCACAUGCAGGGAACUUGACUCCAUUUUUUGUGAUAAUGGCAAGCUGUGCUCAUGUUCUCCCCUAUAGGAAAGGAGAAAGGCCCCAUUCAGCAACUCUCAUCUGAUAAGGAAGGCAAAGUUUCUGGCAGACAUGCAGCAAUUUUCAGACAUGUUGCAGGAGAAAGAUUGCCAUCCCCUGAGAAACAUAUGUGGGCACUAUUUUUAUAGCCUAAAGUCUGCUCUUUACCUAUGGCUGCAGGAUUUGUACUCUAUAAGAUAAAGGCCACGAUCCAUCCAUAUAAUACCGUAAAAGCUUUGGAAUAGCAAGUCCUAACAGUCCUGUAUGGCCAGCAAUGGAUUACAUGAAAUCACAGAAUCACACUCUCAGAGCUGGAAGGGACCUCUGGAGUUCAUCUAGUAAAACUCCCCUGCUAAAGCAGGAUCCCCUAGAGCACAUUACUCAGGCCUGCAUCCAGGUGGGUCUUGAAUAUCUCCAGAGAAGAGGACACCACAGCCUCCCUGGGCAGCCUGUCCCAGUGCUCUGUCACCCUCACCAUAAAGAAGUUUUUUCUCAUAUUUAAAUGGAACUUCCUAUGUUCCAGCUUGUGCCCAUUGCCCCUCACCUAUCACUGGGAACUACUGAAAAGGGUCUGGCUCCGUCCUCCUUGCACCCACCCUUCAGACACUUGUAGGCUUUAGUAAGUCUUCUCUUCUCCAGGCUAGAGAGUCCCAGCUCUCUCACCCUUUCCUCUUAAGGGAGAUGCUCUAAUCCCCCAGUCGUCCUCAUUGCCCUCCACUGGACUCUCUCUCGGAGUUCCCUGUCUCUCUUGAAAUGUGGAGCCCAGAACAGGACACAAUAUUCCAGAUGUGGCCUCACCAGGGAAGGGCAGAGGGAGAGAAUGACCUCUCUCGACCUGCUGGCCACACACUUCCUUAUGCACCCCAGGAUUCCAUUGGCCUUCUUGGCAGCAAGGGCACAUCACUGGCUCAUGGAUUAUUUACUGUCUACCAGGACUCCCGGAUCCUCUUCCUCAGAACUGCUUUCCAGCAGGUCCACCCUAACUUAUAUUGGUGCCUGGCAUUCUUCCUCCUCAGGUGCAGGACCCUACACUUCCCUUGUUGAACCUCAUCAGGUUCCUUUCUGCCCAGCUCUCCAAAUUGGGAUAAAAUAUGCGUAAUGAGGAGAAAACCUAGCAAGAUUCCGAGGAACCAAUGAAUUUGCUUCAACAACUUUAAAGAAAGACUUAUCUGUAACCAUUGAUGGAGCAUUUUUCUAGGAAUCAAAACUAAUUUUUCAGAAUACUUAAAUACGUGCACACCUUCCAUUCCUGUGAGCUUUCCCACUGAAAUCAACAAUGUGGUAGCUAUUGCAUUAAUGAGGUCUAUUUGCAAUCGCAGAUUAACGGAUUUAAGCACACAGGUGUUUGAAGGCUGGGGGCUGAACUCAGUUUAAUUCAACUGGAGAACUAUUAAAUCAGCUGUUGUGAAGACUUUGUUUCCUUUGUCAGGACCGUGGCAACAAACCAUCAGCCUUCUCCCCAAACCACAAAUAUGUUUAAUGUUGCCUCUCACGAUGGUGUCACAGGUUACAAAAUGGUUCAAAGCUGGAGGUGAGCUAACAGACUGGCAGUGUGAUGUGCGUGUGUUCUGAGCAAGUUACAUGCCUGGAAUGUAUUACAGAUACGGGCAAACUAUUCAUACUGUCUGCUCAGGAAGCCCGUGCUCCAACUGUCUGUGCAGGAGCAUUAACCUUGUCAUCACAGCCUGGCCAGUCACUAAUCCUGCACAGGAUAGUGUUGUAAAAAAAAAAACCACAAACAAACAGAGCUGGUGCACACCAACGCACUGACUUCUAAAUGUUCCCAACCUUCUCUUUAAAAGCUGAGAAAACCGAACAUACUCUCUUCUGCGUAUUCACUUACCGAGGCCCUGCUGCCCUCUAGCAAAAAAUGUGCUGAAUAGCAGAGCACCUCCACCUCGCCAGGAGAGCGGGGGUUGGCUGCAGCCUCUGUUCAGGCUUCACACAUGCAGCAGUAACUGAGAACGUCUUUAGUCUGGCCUUGUUCAGAAUAAACCAUGAGAUUAAUAAAUCAAUGGGCUUUCUAACACUGCAAA